AAACUGUGCUUGUGAAAAUUUGUUGAAAGUGUAAAAAUACAUAAAAGUUUUGAAACUACUGCUGCAUUUUUUGAAAAAAAUAGCUAAUUAAUAAAUAUGCCACGUGAUUAUGAUCGGGAUUACAAUGACGAUACCAGUGAUUACAAAAGGAAAAGACGUACAGACGAUGAAGCCGGUGGCGGCAGUAACGCGGGCGGUGGAAGUAGUGGUGAUAUGGAUGGACAUGGACGCGGCCAAGACCACAGCCAAACUAUGCAAUCUCAUGAUGCACCGCCAUUAAAUGAAAAAACAAAUUCUUAUCUGGAACAAUGCGAGCAGGAGAAGAAGUCUUUGAGCAAGGAUAGUACUGUUUGUAAGCGUUUAAUAGACGAUGAAAUUGAGAAAAUUUUAGUCAGUGGUCGCAUACCAAAGUCGGAAAUUUAUGCCAAUGUAUAUAGCGAAAAGCCAAUACGUGUCGCACAAAAAGUAUUAUUCCCCAUUAAGGAAUAUCCGAAAUUUAAUUUUGUUGGUAAGAUAUUGGGUCCAAAAGGUAAUACCUUGCGUCAACUGCAGGAGGAAACGUUUUGCAAAAUGGUCGUUAUGGGCCGCAAUUCUAUGCGUGAUCAUGCGAAAGAAGAGGAAUUACGAAAUUCUGGCAAUCCUAAGUAUGCGCAUUUAAGUCGUGACUUGCAUGUGGAAAUAUCAACCGUGGCACCACCAUCUGAAGCAUACCAUCGUAUGGCUUAUGCUUUGUCUGAAAUACGAAAGUUUAUGAUACCCGAUGCUAACGAUGACAUACGCAUGGAGCAAAUGCGUGAAAUGGACGGAAAAGAGCGUAUGUACAAAAAAACCCAUUACUCGAAAUCAUAUGGUGACCAUGCUGUCUAUAGCUGUCGCACCCCGCCACCACCCACUUUCGAAAAAUCGUCUAAACCGAAGGUGUAUUCCAUACUAGAGAAAGCUCGAUACGUAAUGGAAGAUCCUGGCUAUGGACUUGUAAAAUCGCACAGAUCUCGUGAUCACGAAAUGUAUGAACACCAUGGUGAAUAUGAUCGUUAUACGCCGCCGCCACCUACAAAGCAUUCAAGUACACAUCAUGCUCCAUAUGAAAGUGGUUCAUAUGAGCGUGAUUAUCGUCGUGAAUAUCACCCACACUCAUCUUCGUACACUGCUGCAUAUGCAGCCAAACCAAGCAACGGUCGUUCUUCAUCUUCAUACAGACCAGCAACAUCGGGAUCACACUCGUCCUCACAUUAUGAAGCAGGAUCUCGCUCACGGGAGAGCGUACGUUAUCGUUCGGCCCCAUAUCCGAAAUUGCGUUAAGUAAAGUAAAGGUUCUAAAGCGUUUUAGACAACAAAAGAGCAACAAGAAUUCAAUUAUGUACGAAAGCCAACCGUAUUAAAAAUCAACACAACAGCAACAACAACAAUAUGUGUUAUUUUUAUCUUUUAAUUUCCCAAUAUGAAAUAUCCAAAUAAACAAGCAACAAAAAGGGCAUACUUACAUAUA
Ceratitis capitata (Mediterranean fruit fly) is the source of this 1489-nucleotide messenger RNA. RefSeq names its product KH domain-containing, RNA-binding, signal transduction-associated protein 2 (gene qkr58E-1). NCBI's taxonomy places the organism in Eukaryota, Metazoa, Arthropoda, Insecta, Diptera, Tephritidae. Gene Ontology annotation, cellular component: nucleus. The record is from RefSeq and is a predicted model, not a curated record. Gene Ontology annotation, biological process: regulation of alternative mRNA splicing, via spliceosome. Gene Ontology annotation, molecular function: mRNA binding. The transcript has 5 exons. The coding region runs from base 97 to 1302 and encodes 401 amino acids.